UGCGGCAGCUUCAAAGUGCACUAUAGAAAGAGAGCUGAGUGUGUGCCAUGUGGUAAUCAUUUUUUUAAUGCAUUCCCUUCUCGUACAAGGAAUAUCUCCCUCAUCCAAACCAAGAGCCCUACGGCUUCUUUUGCUGUUGACUCUUCGUUCUUCGUGUUUCUUCCAAUCUAUGGGCUUAUUUAUUUAUUUAUUUGUUAGUUUCUGUGGGUAAAUAUUUAUACGGAGAGUAAGGAAGGUGGUGUUGUGGGGGGUUUUACUUUUGAGCCGCUAUGGCUUCGUCUCUGUUGCUCGCUGUCGUCUUUGUCUUUGAUCUCAUUGCUUUUGCUCUUGCUGUUGCUGCAGAACAGAGGAGGAACAACGCCAAGCUAGUUGUUGAUGCUAAUGGUAGAAAGUACUGCCAAUAUGAUUCUGACAUUGCAACUGGCCUUGGCGUGGGUUCGUUCUUCAUCCUAGUCGCGAGUCAAGUGAUCAUAAUGAUUGUAACUAGAUGCCUCUGCUGCGGAAAAGCUAUGAGACCAAGUGGUUCCAGAUCUUGGGCAAUUUGCUUAUUCAUAACUAGCUGGGUAAUGUUUAUUAUUGCUGCGGCAUGCCUGCUGGCCGGUUCUGUGAGGAAUGCUUACCACACCAAGUACAGAGAUCUCUUGAAACAGAGUGCACCAUCGUGCGAGACAAUGAGGAAGGGUGUCUUUGGAGCCGGAGCUGCAUUCAUCGUUCUCACAGGCAUAGCCUCUGAGAUUUAUUAUGUUAGUUUUUCCAAAGCUAACAAUGGUCCUCCCCCCUAUGCCAGGGACACUGGUGUGAGGAUGGGAAACUUAUAGAGCUUUUUCUUACUUAGUUAGUAGUUGGGAACAUGUUUGUGUGGAAAACUGGCUAAUAUCAUUCAUGUGAAAAUAGCUAUUUGUAAAUUAUGAAGACGGUUGUGAUUCUGAUGUUUAAACUAUACCACAUGUCUAUUGAUUCUGCUGAUAUGCUGAUCUAGGAAUGAAAAUGUUAUGCUCUGUAUGAUUAAACAGUUAAUUUUAAGUUAAUAGCCAUAUUGAUAUUUAAUUAUUUAUA
This is a messenger RNA of Arachis stenosperma, 1056 nucleotides long. RefSeq lists its product as uncharacterized. Bases 270 to 818 code for a protein of 182 amino acids. The record is from RefSeq and is a predicted model, not a curated record. Lineage: Eukaryota; Viridiplantae; Streptophyta; Magnoliopsida; Fabales; Fabaceae. The transcript is spliced from 3 exons.